Molecule: messenger RNA, 1246 nt
Organism: Acipenser ruthenus (sterlet)
Lineage: Eukaryota; Metazoa; Chordata; Actinopteri; Acipenseriformes; Acipenseridae
Product: arylamine N-acetyltransferase, pineal gland isozyme NAT-10-like
Exons: 2
Coding region: 176-1156 (326 amino acids)
Molecular function (GO): acetyltransferase activity
Source: RefSeq, a predicted model, not a curated record
UUAAAAUGGCUGCACAGCGAACUUCAUGAACAUUUUUUGAUGCAGCUUUUAAAAGAAAAGAGAAACUGCGGCAUCUGAGAUGUGUCAGAAGAUGGAAAUGCAAUCGAAAGGUUAUGUAAUACUAUAAUAUUACCAGUGUAGUACUGGAAAUGAUCAACGUGGGUCCGGCUUCAAAAUGAACAAUCAUGUAUUUAUAUAUCUUUCUCUAUCUGGAGGAGCACAAGAAACAGGAACACUAAGGAUGAUGGACGUUGGGCAGUAUCUGUGCAGGAUUGGAUGUACCAGCCCCAUGGCAGUCACUCUGGAGACCCUGCAGCAGGUCCAUCGUUGCCACCUUCUGACUGUACCCUUUGAGAGUCUGUCAAUUCAUUGCGGAGAGAAUAUCCGGCUAGAACUACCCCAUAUUUUUGAGAAAAUUGUUGUGCAGCGCCGUGGAGGGUUCUGCUACGAGAAUAACAGCCUUUUUGGCUGGCUCUUGUCCGAGCUGGGUUUUGAAGUUAAGCUUUUGUCUGCUCAGGUGCGGAAUGCAUACACAGGUGUUUAUGGACCUCCCCAGGACCACCUCAUUCUCCUGGUGAACCAGGAAGGACAGAGGUGGCUUUGUGAUGUUGGCUUUGGAGCUGGAUUUCGGACACCACUCUCUCUGGAAACAAAUUUACCACAGAGCCAGGAAAAUGGAGUCUUCCGGAUUCACUGGCGGGGAGAAACCUUAAUCCUUGAGACCAUUGAGAGAGAGAAACAGUUGCCACAAGGUGGAGGUAAAGAGCAGGCGAUUAAAGCAGAGGAGAGUAAGGGAGUGAGGGAGAUAAUGACAGAUAAGGGACAAAAAGGUUGGAAGGCCCUUUAUAAAUUUACAUUAGAAGCAUGUUGUCUGGAAGAUUUCAAGGAAAUGUUCAUCUACCACCAGACCUCACCCAGUUCACUCUUUUACUGCAAGGCGUUGUGUUCCCUUCACCUGCCCAGCGGAAGGAUUACCUACAUAGGGCACAGGCUGAUAACCACCCAUCUCCUGGGUGAAGGGACUCAGACACAGACCGUUGUGGAGCUAUCAAACACAGAAAUCUCAGCUAUUCUAAAGGAAAAGUUUGGAAUAGAGCUUUUGUACCCCCUAGUUCCCAAAGAUGUGGACAUAGUCCCACCAUCUAUCAAAUAUUAGCAUCUACAGUACCUGCUCAACAAGGUGUUUAAGGGGUGGUUUGAGAUGACAGAAAUCAAGAGCUUGCUGUGUUGAUUCUGUGUGUGUGUG